ACGGUGGGGGGUCCCUGCCCCAUCCCCUUGUGCGAUCGGUCGCGGGCUCCCCCGAGAACUGCUCCGCCGGCUGCCAGGAGACACGGGCUGGUUUAUUGCCGCCAGCCCAGCCUGGCUCUGCAGCCGCCGCCAAACUCCCACCGCAGCCGGUGCGGGAAGGAGGCAGCGCUCUGCUGGGCUUGGAUGUCUUGGAGAUGCCGCAGCUCUUCGCCCCUGGCAGUGCUGCAGCCGGAGUCUGAGCCUAGCGCCUCGGGAGCAGCCUGUGCCCCUCUCUGCCUCCCCAGCCGCUUUCCCGCCGGCUCCUGGCGGCUGCUCAGCCGGGGACACCCAAGGCUGCCUUCGCCUUUUCAUUGGUCGGUGAUGUGUCUAUUUACAUCAGCGCCGAACUUCGCCGAACAUCAGCUGAAUCUGGGUUAUGGGCAAGUCAGAAAGCCAGAUGGAUAUAACUGAAAUGAAUACUCCAAAACCAAAGAAAAAACUGCGAUGGAGCGCCCUUGAAAUAGGGCUAGUUGUUGUAGUAAUUCUUCUAACUAUUAUAUCUAUCACAAUGAUAGCCCUGUAUGCAACAUAUGAUGAUGGUGUUUGCAAGUCUUCAGAUUGUAUAAAGUCAGCAGCCAGAAUCAUUGAGAACAUGGACACUACUGCAGAUCCUUGUAAAGAUUUUUACCAAUAUGCCUGUGGAGGAUGGUUGAAGAAGAACGUCAUUCCAGAAACCAGCUCCCGUUACAGCAACUUUGACAUUUUAAGAGAUGAACUAGAAGUUGUUUUGAAAGAUGUCCUUGACAGGGACCACAGUAAUGACAUACUGGCAGUGCAGAAAGCAAAAACUCUGUACAGAUCAUGUAUAAAUGAAACUGCUAUUGAUAGUAGAGGUGGAAAACCUUUAAUCAAUUUACUGCCAAAUGUGUCUGAAUGGCCUGUAGCAACAGAUAACUGGGACUCUGCAUAUGGUGCCAUCUGGACAGCUGAAACGGCUAUUGCACACCUGAAUUCACAAUAUGGGAAAAAGGUCCUUAUUAAUUUUUUUGUUGGCACAGAUGAUAAGAACUCCACAGUGCAUAUCAUUCAUAUUGAUCAACCUGGGCUUGGUCUGCCUUCUCGUGAUUACUAUGAAUGUACUGGCGCAUAUAAGGAGGCAUGUUCAGCCUAUGUGUCUUUCAUGAUUUCUGUGGCUAAACUAAUUCUUCAGGAGAAAAAUCUCACCAUCAAUGAAAGCCAGAUUUCUAAAGAAAUGGAAAGAGUUAUGGAUCUGGAGAAAGAGAUUGCCAAUGCUACAACUAAACCUGAAGACAGAAAUGAUCCAAUUUUGCAGUACAAUAAAAUGACACUAACAGAACUCCAAAAUAACUUCUCAUUGGAGAUCAAUCAUAAGCAAUUCAACUGGUCAGAAUUCAUAAAUAAUAUAAUGUCAACUGUGCAAAUUAAUGUUGAGAAUACAGAAGAUGUUGUUGUGUAUGCUCCAGAAUAUCUAACCAAACUAAAGCCUAUUCUAAAUAAAUAUACUUCCAGAGAAAUUCAAAAUUACAUGAUUUGGCGAUACGUAAUGGAUCUUGUAAACAGUCUAAGCCGGGACUACAAGGACACAAGGAAUGCUUUUCGUAAGGCACUUUAUGGCACCACAUCAGAAACUGCUGUUUGGCGGCGCUGUGCAAACUAUGUCAACGGCAAUAUGGAAACUGUGGUGGGCCGACUGUAUGUUGAGGAAGCAUUUGCUGGAAACAGUAAAUACGUGGUUCAAGAAAUGAUUGCACAAAUUCGAGAUGUUUUUAUAAAAACGUUAGAUGAACUCACCUGGAUGGAUGCAGAAACCAAAAAGAAAGCAGAACAAAAAGCUACAGCUAUUAGAGAGAGAAUUGGCUAUCCAGAUGAAAUAAUGACUGAUAACAACAAGCUGAAUAAUGAAUACCAAGAUCUGAACUACAAAGAGGAAGAGUACUUUGAGAACAUCAUUCAAAAUUUGUUAUUUAGCCAAAGGAAGCGACUGAAGAAACUCAGAGAAAAGGUGGACAAGGAAGAGUGGAUAAGUGGGGCUGCUGUCGUCAAUGCCUUUUAUUCUGCAAGCAGGAACCAGAUAGUCUUUCCUGCAGGAAUUUUGCAGCCACCUUUCUUCAGUGCCUCUCAAGCCAAAUCAUUGAAUUACGGUGGCAUUGGUAUGGUCAUUGGCCAUGAAAUCACUCAUGGAUUUGACGACAAUGGUAGAAAUUUUAACGAGGAUGGAGACCUCAUCGAUUGGUGGACUCAAGAAUCAGCACUAAAUUUUAAGAAUCAGUCUCAAUGUAUGGUAUACCAGUAUGGAAACUUUACGUGGGAUCUAGCUGGUGGACAACAUCUGAGUGGAAUCAAUACUUUGGGAGAAAACAUUGCUGAUAACGGAGGUGUUAGACAAGCUUAUAAGGCCUAUGAAAACUUUGUUAAAAAAAAUGGAAAAGAAAAACUGCUUCCUGGGAUUGACAUGAACCAUAAGCAACUGUUCUUCCUGAACUUUGCACAGAUAUGGUGUGGAAUGUACCGUCCAGAAUAUGCUGUCAACUCCAUUAAAACUGAUGUGCACAGUCCAGGCAAAUUCAGGGUCAUAGGAUCAUUGCAGAACUCUGCAGAAUUUACCGAGGCCUUUUCAUGCACCACGACAGAGUACAUGGACCCUGUAAAAAAAUGCCGUGUUUGGUGACAGCACUAUAAACCAUGCAGCCCAAGGACAAACUUCCCAGGCAAACAGAAAUUUGGAACUUACUGGGAUGACUGGAGGAAGGAAAUGUGCUACCAAAGUCAUUUGAUAGCGGACCAAAAAAAAA
This is a messenger RNA of Pelodiscus sinensis (Chinese soft-shelled turtle), 2792 nucleotides long. It is a transcript of the gene MME, whose product is annotated as membrane metalloendopeptidase. Gene Ontology annotation, biological process: protein processing; amyloid-beta clearance. The record is from RefSeq and is a predicted model, not a curated record. Gene Ontology annotation, cellular component: plasma membrane. NCBI's taxonomy places the organism in Eukaryota, Metazoa, Chordata, Testudines, Trionychidae. Gene Ontology annotation, molecular function: metalloendopeptidase activity.